CAAAGAGCUGGACGUGAUACUCAGUGGCAACCCCACCUCCAUUGCGAAGGCCCCUGUGGAUACUUCGUUGGCUCACGUGCAAGUCAAGAGUGGACCGAGCCAGGAGGAGGAAAUCUUGGAUGAAGAUGGGGAAGGGACCCAGAGCCAGAGGAUGGCUCGGAGGCCAGAGAUGCAUGCAGUCAGGAGCUCUUUUCUAUCCCGGAGGAGCCUAGCUAGUCACAGCAAUCAGACCUUGGCAAAGCGCAAACAGGAGAGGAGGCCCUGGGUAAAUGGAUCUGAUUUUGGGAAUUGCUGAAGCGAUUUGUUGGGGGCAGGAGGCUUGCAGAAAUCAGUUUUGUCUCCCACCGCAUGCCUAUUCUGAGCGGCGGAACAGGCUAUUGAUAAACUCCCUCACUUCACGGGAAUCUCCAUCAGAGAUCUCCUGGAAACUUUUGUGGAGAUACUGGGCGAUCCAAUGCCACAGGUUCUUCAGCAAAGCUGCUUUGUUUCUCGCCCCAUUAACAGUAACUUUCCCGCGCCACUGUGCCGUCACAGGGGAGGAGGGGACCAUUGCUGCACACAGGCGAGCCGCACAGGGGCCAGGACGGAAGUCGCAGACUUGGAGAAGACCCUCCCUUGAUUCCCUGCUCACCCUCAGCAGUGAGAUAUCUUCCAUAAUGAUCACAAAGAUGACCUUGGGAGGCCUGCCUCCCUUAUUGGUGGCAGAACAGCUGUGUAAAACUAGAAAGCGGCCACGAAGAACUAAGGAGGACUUUUUCCGUGAGGUUAUGAUGCACUCUGCCGCUGAGAAACAGGAAUUGAAGGAGUUGCAGGAUAGCGAGAAGAGGGACCGAACAGAGAACGUGGCACACCAGAAAGAAGCCACGGCGUGGCUCUUAAACGUUAUGGAGCACCAAGUGAACGUGCUCCAGGUGAAACUAGCUGUUCAAACCGAGCAGCUCCACGCCUGCCCCUCCCCUGCAGCCACUGUCACAAAACUCUUUCCCAUGUGCCCCCACCACACUGCCAAUACACUGUUAUCAACCUCCUGGCUUCAGUCUGUACCCGCAGCAUUCCACUCCUCCCACCUCACAGUCCAGCACUGUGGACUUCCACUACCCACUGCACUCAACACCCAUCCCUCUGCAGUUUGGCCCUGCUGAAGUACAGCAUCCGCUUCAUUGUACUCCAAAGGAGAAGGCUGGGUAUGAUCCCUGGAUAUACACAAAUCUGUAGCCGUCCCCGGACCCCUCCUCCUCUUGAUACCUUCCCUUCCCUCAUACCCCUCCCUGCUGAUGAAUUUUUUCAUUUGACUCUCU
Mauremys mutica (yellowpond turtle) is the source of this 1298-nucleotide messenger RNA. RefSeq lists its product as uncharacterized. NCBI's taxonomy places the organism in Eukaryota, Metazoa, Chordata, Testudines, Geoemydidae. The coding region runs from base 270 to 1142 and encodes 290 amino acids. The transcript is spliced from 2 exons. The record is from RefSeq and is a predicted model, not a curated record.